AUAAUUUACAUAAAAUGCAUUGUUUCAUACAGUUGAGCAGUAUAUACAUUUUUUUAGCCCAUGUCAUACCAUCUUUUACGCGUUUACCCAAUGACUUAAAACGCGAACGCACGUCACCUUUUAUUUUAACUUUCAACUUUUUCUUUCACCUUUUACGUCCUUAAAUAUGCCAAUAUAAAUAGAAACAGUCUUACUAUCUUCAUACUGUCUUCAGUUUCUAUUUCAGUCAAAACAUCAAUCAAGCAAAAGUUGUUGUUAUUGUCUUUUUAGCUUCUAACUAAAUAUGACCACGGAGCUUGCGUUAGAAAUUGAUACCACCAAUUUCCCUAGAAUUGAUCAAUCCGCAGCUAAGUUACCUACAAGACUUAUCAGAAAUGCCGUAUUCGAAGCUAUAUCAGACAAGUUACAAGACGAAGUAAUCGCGGUCUGUGAAGAGUUAGAGCAGCAGGGCCAUUGUGAUAACAAGUUUCGUGCUGUCAUCUAUCCUUUGCCUCCUGAUACAGACUUUGACAUGCACUUUUUGCUACUACCGCCGAGCUGCUCAAACUCGCUUACACUACCCGAAUUCCAAUUAGAUAAAGACUCUCCGAAGGGUACACCUUCGGCUUUCGCUAUAGUCAAGACAAAAUAUAAAGAUGUCAUCCCUCCGCCUCUGCUAAAGUCUAUACCUACAUCAAGAAGUCACGUAGUCCGAACUCUUCUUAAAAAACCAGCACGCAACCAUUUACGACAUAACCCUAUGUACGCCAAAUCGCGAAAACAAUUCAGCGCUCAACGACCACUUAACAUCAACGCUGCUAUGCUGCAAGCAUGUGGAACACGUAAACCCUAUAAUAAUAGGUGCGAUAACUGUACCGAAGGAAAAGGGUUUUGGGAUAGCUGUGUGGUUGCAUCAAUGGGUAUGGAGUAUGACUUCGGGGGCGCGUGUGCCAACUGUUACUAUAACAGUAGAGGCAGUAGUUGUUCAUUUUUUCAACGUCACCAACUAGAUGAACCAGAUCAAUCGGACCAACUAGAUCCAUCGGAUCAACCAGAAGAACGCCGAAUACAUGCUCCGGAAUACGUGUUUACAGUAACAUUAUACUUGGUCCGCAAGCUGAGUCACACGCGCCUAACCGACGAAAACUCCCAACAACUCGCCAAACCAUCAAGCUUGAACGUACCUACUAGAAGUUACCACAUACGCACGGAGUUGCUCCUUGGAGAAUGGACAUUAAAUAUUACUUUGACCGCUGACGAAAUUUUCAACCUCGCAAGAACGGCACUCCAGCCUCAUUUAUCAACAAUCUCCGAGUCAGAGCCUCAAUUACCAACAACUGAGGCCAUUUUCAUCGCGGCUCUAGUGGAGAGCAAGCCUAAAGCGACGGAAAUAUUUGUGUAACUAUCGGAGCUGAUUUUUAUGGGUAUAAGAAACUAUUUUACCACCGUGAAACUUUCUUUUAAUAGUAGCUUAAGGCAAACGGCGGCAAGGGGUAAGAUAUACGAGAAUGAGGCUUAAUAGGCAUUAUGGAUUCAAGGGCAUGUUGGCAAGUGAUUUACGCCACUUGAUUGGUGUCAUAUAGCUGAUACGGAAUAUUUGGGCGAUUAUUGAGGCAAUAUUGAUGUAAUUACUGAUGAUGUGAUUGAAAAUGUUGUGAGAUCGUGAAAAUGAGUGAAACAUUGUACAAUACCUAAGUACCUAGCCUUAAGUUUACCC
Daldinia loculata is the source of this 1696-nucleotide messenger RNA. RefSeq lists its product as uncharacterized. Bases 284 to 1381 code for a protein of 365 amino acids. The transcript is spliced from 2 exons. Lineage: Eukaryota; Fungi; Ascomycota; Sordariomycetes; Xylariales; Hypoxylaceae. The record is from RefSeq and is a predicted model, not a curated record.